Messenger RNA from Pseudoliparis swirei, 12840 nucleotides. It is a transcript of the gene obsl1b, whose product is annotated as obscurin like cytoskeletal adaptor 1b. The record is from RefSeq and is a predicted model, not a curated record. The transcript is spliced from 38 exons. Bases 276 to 11465 code for a protein of 3729 amino acids. Gene Ontology annotation, molecular function: protein binding. Lineage: Eukaryota; Metazoa; Chordata; Actinopteri; Perciformes; Liparidae.
CGGACGAGAGUCUGCGGAGAUGUGCUGGAGCCGAACGUGCAUGGGACCUCCGAGGAGAGCAUGUGUCUGAACCUGAAGUCAACUUGGGACAUUAGUCAGCCUUCGGGAGACGGGCGGCAUCGCUUCUUACCUCGACGAGAGAUUGCGAGCGCGGAAUGUAUGUCGGCGGUCGUUCCCCGCGACUGAAGCGAGAAAUUUGCAGUGCAGAAGUUGGACUGCUACUUGUUAAUCUCCUGGACUGCUGAAGGGGAAGCGACGCUCACUCCAAAGCAGAAAUGGAUGUGUUUGGGGGUGCGCCGCGUUUCUUUGCCUACCCGCGGCCUGUGGUGGUGCAAAGUGGAACUGAUGCAGUCCUAAAGUGUCAAAUCGGUGGCGAUCCAAGGCCUGCAGUCAUCUGGGAGCGAAACAAUGAAAAGAUUGACCCACAGGGGCAAUACCGGAUCUUCGAGGAUGGCAACGUGUACAACCUCAUCAUUUCGGCGGCGACCGCAGAGGACAGUGGCCAGUACAUGUGCAAAGCCAAGAACAGCAUCGGGGAAACGUACGCAGCGGCCACGCUGAAGGUGGAAGGCGAAGAGCAAGAGAUGGAGGUGCGAGAGGAGAACAAACCGCUGUUCCUCAUCAAGCCCCUCUCCACCCGAGCCGGCCGUGGGAACGACGCCGUCUUCUCUUGUAAGCUCUGGGGGAACCCACAACCAGAGGUGGUCUGGGAAAAGGACGGCAGGAAGCUCAAUGAAAUAUUCGAAAGCACGCAUUUCAACGUGGGCUUCCAGGACGGCGGAUGGUUCCAGCUCAAGAUCUUUAAGACUCGCGCUCCGGACGGCGGCGUGUAUACAUGCAAAGCCAGGAAUAAGUUUGGGGAAGCGUUAGCCGGAGCGGUGCUGCUGGUUGACGCCGGCCCGGGACGCGAGGACGAGGCGAACCGUAACGGCUACACGAAUGGACACUGGAAAGGCCACCAGGGAAAGCAGAGGAGCGGGAGGCAGGUGGCAAACCGGCUCAAGGACGACACCAAGUCCACCGCGGUGAAAAUGUUUGCGGUGACGGAGGGAAAACAUGCCAAAUUCCGCUGCUUUGUGACUGGGAAACCCAAACCGGAAAUCAUUUGGAGGAAAGACGGCAGGAUGAUGCUGUCCGGAAGGCGCUACUUGUUGUACGAGGACAGAGAAGGAUACUUCACACUUAAAGUGUUGUACUGUAAGCAAAAGGAUAACGGAGUUUAUGUUUGCGCUGCCUCAAAUACCGCCGGGCAAACCCUCAGCGCCGUACACCUCUCCGUAAAGGAGCCGCCUGUGCGGUUCAAGCAGCCUCUCAGUGAUCUCGAAGUGUGGGAGCAAGAUCUGGCUGUUCUCGAGUGUGAAGUUCCAGAGGACUCUGUUCCCAUCACGUGGUAUCUGGAGGACAGACGGCUGCAGCCAGGGGACAAAUAUGGAAUGGAGGAGUGGGGGACAAAACGCCGACUAACUAUCCGUGACAUCGGAGUCGACGAUGAUGGGAUUUACCUCUGCGAGAUGCCCGACGGGGGCCGAAGCAUUGCAGAGGUAGCUGUGAAAGGGACAAUUUUGCGGAAGCUUCCGAGAAAAGUGGACGUAUUGGAAGGUGAAAAUGCCGCCUUUUGUGUUGAAGUGGAAAAAGAAGAAAUGGACAUACAUUGGUACAAAGAUGCCGUCGAGCUGCGUGAAACGCAUCAGACCAUCCUUAAGUCCUUCGGCCGAACUCACAUCCUGGUUUUCGUCAAUACAAUGCCCCAAGACUCUGGCCUUGUGACUUUCCUCGUCGGCAGAUCGAAGACUUCCUCUCAGCUGAGAGUGAAAGCGGCCAGACAUUCACCUCCCAGUUGUCCGGUGGGUGUGCAGAUCAACACAGAGCAUGCUAAUGCAGCUCUUCUCUCAUGGCUUCCUGCUCAGGACACUCGAAAGAACCCCCCAUCUGGAUAUGUGCUCGAACGACAGGAAAUGGGCACAGGCUCCCAAGAGUGGCUACAGUGUCUGACCACUGACUCGGCAACCUCUGUGGAGAUCCUUGGCGACAGCGUACCAUGUGAAGCCGAUUAUCGAUUCCGCAUCUGCAGUGUGAACAAAUAUGGAAAGAGCAACAAUGUUGAGUUCCCUAAAGCUGCUCAUUUGGUUCCAGUUACCAGAAUCCAAGCUCCUUUACAGGAUGCCUUGGUGCCCGAGGGGCAAGACGCCCUCUUCUCUAUUGAGCUCUCCGCUUCAGUUAUCGGUACAUGGUUUUUAAACGGCACUCAGGUCCAAGAAGAGGAGCGUUAUUCCAUGCGCAGGUCACGAACACACCAAUCUCUUCGCAUUCGAGGAGUUCGUGAAGCAGAAAAUGGAGCCGAGAUCACGUUUAUUGCCUAUGGCAUCCGUGAUUCUGCCGCACUGUACAUUCAAGCUCCUCUUGUCAAGUUUUCGUUCAUGUCAGAAAUGGAUCGAAACAAAUUUGUCGAAAUUGGGAACCCCAUUGUGCUCUAUUGUGAGCUGUCAGACCCGGCAACUCCAGUGCACUGGUACAAGAAUGGGGUGAAAAUACAAACUCUGGAGGGUCAGCAUAUCCAAUCAGAGGGCACCAUGAGAAGAAUUGUCAUCCAAUCAGCAGAGUUCUCACACUCUGGAGUGUAUUGCUGCGAUGCCAUUGAUGACGUCAUCAGGUUCAACGUGGAAGUAGAGGCCCCACCCGUGAGGUUUUCAGCUAUUCCAGAUGCCGAGAGGAACAAAACCAUCGAAACUGGCUCUCCCAUUGCUUUACGCUGUGAGCUGUCAGAUCCCUCUGCUCAGGUGCACUGGUACAAAGACGGCUCAAAGCUUCAACCUCAAACUGGAGUCGAUAUUCUCACUGACGGCUUGGCCAGAAAACUGAUUGUCCAUUCGGCAGAAUCUUUCCACUCUGGGUUAUACUGCUGCAAGACAAAGGGUGACGCCAUCACGUUCAGUGUGGACGUCAAAGCUCCACCUGUGAAGUUCUCAGCAAUUCCUGAGGAUAUGAGGACCAAGUGGAUCGACGCAGGAUGCCCCGUCGCACUCCAGUGUGCGGUGUCGGAUCCUGAGGCCGACGUUUGCUGGCACAAGGAUGAGGUGCAGCUCAUUGCAAACUCUGGUUUAGAAAUCCACUCGGAGGGCAACACAAGGACAUUAGUGGUUCAGUCUGCAGAGCUGUGCCACUCUGGUGUGUACAGAUGCAGCACACAGGAUGAUACCCUGGAGUUUCAAGUGGAGAUCAAAGCUAUCCCAGUGACGUACUCUACUGUCUUUGACGUUGAGAGAACCAAGUCACUUGAAGAAGGAAAACCUUUGGAGCUGGAAUGUGAGGUUGACGACCCCACUGUGCCCGUCUGCUGGUAUAAAGAUGGUGUGAAGCUCACCCCGCAGAAUGACUGGGAUAUACAGAGUUACGGCACAAUGAGGAGACUCAUUAUCCCAGCUGCUGAGCUCUCGCACUCAGGGCUAUACAUCUGUGAAACCUCUGAUGACACUAUUCACUUCACUGUGGAUAUCAAAGCUCCAACGCUGCCGUUGUCGCCCUCGCCAGAGGUGGUGGAGACGCAGUCACUUGAAGCAACCUGCCCACCUGAGCCAACAUGUGACACCUCAGACCCUGCUGUCCAGGUGUCACUGCAGAGGGACGAAGAACAUCAUUCUUAUAAAAAGCCUAAUCUCGAAACGGGAGGCAUCAAGAAGACCCUUGUUAUUGAACCAACUCACCCUUCAAACUCCGGAGCAUACUAUUGCGCAACAGCAGAUGAUGUCGCCCAAUUAAUAGUAAACAACCAAGCGCCACCUCCUGCCUAUCUGCUUGGUCCUGAUGUUGAGAAGUCUGAGUCUUCUGAAACGGACUGCCAAAUUGUUCAGCAAUUUGAGAUUUCAGAUCCCAUUGCCAAAGCCUCUUGGUACAAAGAUGGAACACAAAUCUACCCAAAAAUGGAAGCCGACUGUGAAUCACAGGGCAGCAGCCAAACUGUGCCCCUCCAGUCCAAUGACUUGCCUGGUGAUGGGAGGUUUGGCUGUGAAACAUCUGGUGAAGAACAGUUAAAUGCGGACAUGAAAGCAAAGCAGUGUCACUAUGGUCACAAGAUUGGCGAGAUAGCUGAUGCAUCUGGCCAAUACACUGUUGGUGUCAAAGCUACAUCGGCAAGGCUCUCUUCUGACCAAGAAAAGAAGACUACUGAAGAGGAUUAUCCCGUUGACGUUGACUGCAUGUCCUCAAAAUGCAAUUCUGGCACCUUCUAUGGCAAUACGCAGAAAGAUGAAGAACAUUCCAGGCGUAUCCCAACAUCUCAGUCAACAUGUGAAGAUAUGACUGACUGGAUUACAACUAAACCGCCAAAGGAACUCUCUGACAAUCAGCAAACAACAGAUACCCAAUCUACAGUUUACAGUAACUCUGUAAAGCCAACAAUAAUACAAUCUGACACACACCAUCACACUAAUAAUACCACAGAAUCACAAGGUGAGGAAUUAACUUACUAUCUUCAGCAUGCAAAGGCUACAACUGAAGAGCUGGAUAAUUGCCCGCAGACAGAUGAGUUCUGCACUUUUCUUCAAACUGCAGCUGUUGAAUCAGAAGAAUCUGCUCUCAAGACUCUAAUUGCCCAAUCAGAAAAGUUAAAAAGCUCAUUACAGAUGCCAACUGCCCAUUCAGAUCCAGGUGAUCCACUACAUACUUUAACUACCCAGUCACAACACCUUGAUAACCACUUACAGAUUUCAACAGUCAUAUCAAACAAGUUAUGUAACUCCUUAAAAACAACAUCUCUGCAGUCACAAGACCCCAUUAAAUCCUCACAAACUGCAACUGUCCAAUCAGACGAGUCCUUUAAAUCCACACAUACUACAAGUGUACAAUCAGAAGAGCCCUUUAAAUGUCCCCAACCUGCAACUGUCCAAUCAGAUGAGCUCUGUAGCUCCAUCCAGAUGCCAGCUGUCCUGUCAAAAAAGCUUUUUGAUCGCUUACAAACUGCAAGUUUCCAUUCAGAGGGGCCCUGUACCUCCUUCAAGACUGCAACUGUCCAAUCAGAGGAGCACUUUAAAUCUUCACGAACGGAAACUGCCCAAUCAGAAGAGCCCUCUAAAUCCACAGAUACAACUGUCCAAUCAGAAGAGCCCUCUAAAACAUCAAAAACAGCAACUGUCAAAUCAGGGAAGCCUUUUAAAUCUUCACGUUUUGAGACUGUCCAAUCAAAAAAGCCUUUUAAAUCUUUAAAAACUGCACUUGUCCAAACAGAUAAGCUCUGCAGCGCCAUACAGAUGCCAGUGGUCCAUUCAGAGGGGUUCUGUCACUCCUUAACUGACCAAUCAGUUGAGUUUAACAGAAACCAACAGACAUCAACUGACCAUUCAAAGAAGCUCAAUGACUUAUGUAACACUGUACACCCUCAAUCGUUGGACUCUAAUGAUGCAGCAAUGGUCAAACCAAGAAAGGACCACAACUUGCGACAGUCUGCGCGUGCUCGACUGGAUGACAUCGAUCACACAGGACAGACAGUACCUGACCAUGCAGAAGGGCUGUAUCUGUCCAGAGAGGCCCAACCAGGCCCUGCAGAGUGUCAUCACACCACGAAGCCUUCAGAAGACCAAGUAGACAGCAGAGUUAACUCUGGGCAAAGACCCUCUACCCAGUGUGCAGAGACUCACUAUAUCGAGCAGGCUCCUACUGUCCAAUCAGAAGAGAUCUAUCUAUCACGGACAUGUGACAGUCACUGGAGUGACAGUGUCACUGCAAAUAAGUUGGCUGUUGAAGCUCCACCUGUGAGAAUUACAGCACUUUGUGACGCUGAGAAGAACAAGUCUGUUGAAGUUGAUGAACCAAUAAUGCUGCGAUGCGAGAUAUCAGAUCCUAACGCUCAAGUUAAGUGGUACAAGGAUGGAAUAACUCUACGAGAAGCCGCUGGGCAAGACAUGCUGGCAGAGGGUUCCAUAAGAACACUGGCUUUCCAGUCAGCGAUGCCGUCUCAUGCAGGGAUUUACAGCUGCAAGACAACAGAUGAUGCAAUGCAGUUUCAUGUGGAUGUAAAAGUUCCACUUCUGAAGUUUUCAGCUUUAUCUGAGGGUGACCAGCAAAAGACGGUCAUGGCAGGCUUUCCCAUUGUUCUACAAUGUGAGCUGUCAGAGUCCACGGGACAGGUCAGUUGGUACAAGGAUGGAACAAAGCUCCUCCCUCAAAACGAAGUGGACAUCCAGUCAGAAGGAAAUUUGAGGAGUCUAGUUGUCCAAUCAGCAGAGCGGGCUCACAGUGGCGUAUAUCGUUGUGAGUCAAAGGAUGAUGACGUCCAGUUCGCUGUGGAAGUAACAGCACUGCCUGUGAAGUUCUCAGAGCUUCCAGAGACGGACAAGAGCAAGUCCGUCCAAGAAGGUUCGACAAUUGUCCUCAGCUGUGAAAUCUCUCACAAUCCAUCUGCUUAUGUGGACUGGUACAAGGAUGGGUUGAAACUCCUACCACAAAACAAAAUGGAAAUACAGUCAGAUGGUCUUACAAGGACCCUACUCAUCCACUCUGCUGAACACAUAGACGGUGGCACCUAUGAAUGUUCAACAGCUGAUGACACCAUCACAUUUAAAGUGGACUUAGAAGGCCGGUCGCCACAGAUCAUGCCAAUCCCACUGUCUGAAAAGUACAAGAUGAUUGCAAUGGGUUGUCCAAUUAUCCUUCAGUGUGAGGUCUCAGACCCCGUCGCCCAGGUUUCCUGGUUUAAAGAUGAGGUGGAGCUUUUUUGCAGAACUGGCCUCGAUAUGAAAAGAGAUGGCAGUCUGAGAAAAUUAACCAUCCAUUCCGCGAAGGUCUCCGACUCUGGCCUCUACAGUUGUAGCCUCGCUGAAGAUGUUGUGACAUUCCAUGUGGACGUCAAAGCCUCACCUGUGAGGUUCUCAGAGCGUCAAGAGAUCGCAAGAAACACAUUUGUUGAAGCCGGCUGCCCAAUGAAACCGCAGUGUGAAGUCUCAGAGCCAACUGCCCAGGUCUAUUGGCACAAGGAUGGAGAACAGCUUCUUCCAAAGAGUGAAUAUGAAAUCCAAAUCCCAGCAAAAGACAUGCUGAGAGCAUUGGUUAUUACACCCGCAGAAGUCAUCCACUCUGGUGUGCACAGCUGUGAGGCCGCAGAUGACCAUAUAGAAUUCAAGGUGGAUGUUGCAGCUGUUACAGAGGCUGAGCGGAGCAAAUCUGUUGAAGCAGGCAGCCUGAUCAGUCUGCAGCGUGAGAUCGCAGACCACACAGGCCAGACCGACAAGUGUGAGGACGGAAUAAAUCUCUCGCAAAAAUUGGGAACACACAUCGAGUCAGAGGGCAAUAUGAGGACACUGGCUGUGAAGUCGGACACGUCUUCAAGCUCUGGAGUGUACAGUUGUAAAACCAAUGAUGACUCGGGUUUCAACGAUUUCUAUGUGGAGGUGAAAGCACCACCAGUAACGUUUGCCGAUAUCCCAGAGGAGGACCUUUUCAAGAGUGUUGUGGAACAAGAACAGUUUGUUCUGUCAUGUGAGGUGUCGAGGGCCGAUGGCGUGGUCCAGUGGUACAAAGACGGAAUUGAAAUGCAACCAUGCGACAAUAUGACAACACAAGCAGAGGGCACCAAAAGGCAUCUGGCAGUCCAUUCAGCCCAACUGUCUGACACAGGCACAUACACAUGCCGUGCAGGAGACAAUGUUCUCAUGUACAAGGUUAAUAUACGAGAACCUCCGGUGUUGAUAAUCUACCCCAAGGAGGAUGUCAACCUUGACCGUCUUGUCCCUGAGGAAAUUAUUCUCAGCUGCGAAUUGUCUCGUCCAAAUGGUGUUGUCGGCUGGUACAAAGACGGGCAAAAGUUGCAAGAGAGCGAGAACAUCAAGCUCAAGAUUGAAGGCCCUUAUCGACGACUGAAGAUUAUUUCUAGUGGAGUGGAAGAUUCUGGAGAAUAUGUCUGUGAUACGGCGGACGCUUCAAUAUUCUUUCACCUCGGUAUUACAGAACCUCCAGUGCAGAUUGUUUCCCCAAGUCAGUCCCAAAUGGAGCUGUGCCAGCAGAGCUCUGAGAGGAUGGUUCUGAGCUGUGAGAUCUCAAGGCCCAAUGCAGUGGUGCGCUGGUAUCGAGACGGACUCGAAGUGGAGGAGAAUAACAACCUUAUUCUCGAGGUGGAUGGUGUCUACAGAAGACUUAUUAUACCAGAAACUACCGUCAAAGACUCCGCCGAAUACGUCUGUGACACUGCAGAUGACUCCAUGACAUUCUUUGUCAACAUAGCAGAGCCUCCUGUUCGUUUUGUACGCCCAAGGAAGAUGCCGGGUAGAGUCGACAAAGUGGCUGGGGAGACUCUCGUUCUCGAGUGUGAGGUUUCGAGAUCAAACGCAGAGGUCACCUGGAAGAAGAACGGGGAGGAAGUGGGAGACUCCAGAAAUAUCACCAUCCUUGAGGAUGGCCUCAUGCGUCAAUUAACUGUUCACUCACUGACAAUGGAAGACGCUGGGCAAUAUGUCUGCGAUGCAAAGGAUGAUGUGAUGGAUUUUCAUGUGAAAGUGCAAGAGUUGCCUGUAAAGAUUCUUGGAAAAACAGACUCGAAAACAGAAAAGCAGUUCUUACUAUCGGAUGACAUUAUUCUCGUGUGUGAGCUGUCAAGAUCCAACGCUUCAGUCAGUUGGUACAAGGAUAAUCAGCCCAUCGAUGACACCGAGCGGUACUGCAGCGAAGAACAAGGCGUUUUCAGAUCGCUGGUUGUCCUUAAUGCUGCGCUCGAAGACUCGGGAGAGUACACCUGUGAUGCAGUGGAUGAUAAGAUGGUCUUCUACAUCACGGUCAAAGAGCCUCAAGUACACAUCAUUGGAAACUCGGGCCACCCGGAGCAUCACAUCCUGGUUGCAGGAGAUGACCUUAUUUUGGAGUGCGAGGUUUCUCGGCCGAACGCCACAGUUCAGUGGUUAUGCAAUGGCGAAGUCUUGAAACCAGACACUCGUAUAAAAAUCGACAGCUACGAUGUUGUCAGGAAGCUUGUCCUCUCUGGACUUCGGCCCUCAGACUCUGGAAAAUACAUCUGUGAUGCCAUCGAUGACAAAUUGACAACAAUUGUGGAGGUCCAAGAGCCCCUGGUUAAGUUCGAAAAUAAAAAUGCAAAUAAUCGCCUCUCAGCCUAUGAAAAUGAGAGUGUUACAAUGUGUGCCAUUGUGAGCCGAGAAAGAGCCAACAUUCGAUGGCUGAAAGAUGGCCAACUGUUGACCGCGGACAACGUUCACAUCUCCAGUGAGGGUAAUACCCACAAGCUCACCAUUAAUCCCCUGCAGCUGUCAGAUUCUGGAGAAUACGUCUGUGACGUAAAGACAGAUGAGAUGUAUUUCAAUCUUUUAGUGAAAGAAAUGCGGGUGAAAUUUACCAGAACACUGGAGAGCAUUGCGUCUCUGAAGGGCAGUAACCUCAUAUUACGAUGCGAGGUCAACAAGCCCAAAGGAGACGUCCAGUGGAUGAAAAAUGGGCAAGAGAUCUCUCCGAGCCGUCGGCACACAAUCAGGGCACAAGGCCGAGAGCGAAGCUUUACCGUCCACCAACUAGUGGAAGAAGAUGCUGGAGAAUAUGCCUGUGAAUCCACCGAUGACAAGACUUCAGCUACUGUCACUGUAGAAACUCGCCGCGUCGUGGAGUUCAUAGCGGAGCUUCGUAACAUCGCGGUCUGCGAGGGAGAAGACGCCGUGUUUAAGUGCGUGGUUUCACCAGAGGACACCCGGCUGGUGUGGCGCUUGAAUGGCAAGCGAGUCACUCCGACUCAGCGCACUGUCAUCUCGAGUAACGGACUCUGCCACAUGCUGUGCAUCCACAACUGCGCGGUUUCAGAUGGUGGCAGAGUGACAGCCGAUGCGGAGGGUUCGGUAUCAAAGGCAGAACUCCAGAUUCAAGAACAUCAAGUGUUGUUUACCAAGAAAAUGACACCGGUCGUAGCUCAAGAGUACGGGGAGGUAACUCUCGAGGUGGAGGUGGGUCUGGAUUCGGGAGAAGUGCAGUGGAUGAGGCAAGGGGUACUGAUCCACCCUGGGCCCAAGAGUACCCUCAAACACAACGGCCGCAGCCACAGUCUCACCCUCCACAAACUGGCCAUAUCUGACCGGGGCACCUACAGCUGUGAAACCCUCCACGACCGCACGCAAGCCCAGCUCACGGUGGAGCCUCGAAAAAUCGGCAUCAUAAGAGGGAUGACUGAUAUCAAAACCACAGAGCGAGAAACGGCAUCUUUCGAGGUGGAGCUCUCCUAUCCCGAUGUCCCAGGAACCUGGAUGAGAAACGCGAUCAAGCUUAAGCCGAGCAAUCGCUUCCGUAUGAGUGCCAAGGGACAAGUCCACAGCCUCACCGUCUCUCACCUCUCAGUCGAAGACAGCGGCACCUUUACCUUCUGCGUAGAGAAUUUGAAGACGUCUGCCAGGCUGGUUGUGAAGGAGCCCCCAGUGACCAUUUUCAGAAAACUGGAGGACCAGAGAUUCCCCGAAGGGGCUGUAAUCUCUAUCGAGUGUGAGCUGUCGAGACACAGCGUCGGUGUGAAAUGGAUGAAGAAUGGGGUUGAGGUGAAGUCCAGCAAGGACUUGCGCAUUUAUGCAAUGGGAAGGAAACGGUAUCUUCAGAUCAUGAAAUGUAAAGUCAGUGAUUCUGGCAUGUACACCUGCGACGCUGGAGAUGUUUCGACAUGCUGCACUGUGGAGGUCUACGAGCGUGACCUGAUGAUCCUGCAGGGCCCGAAGGACCUGGACAUCCAGGAGGAUCAGAACGCGGUGUUUGUUUGCGAGCUCUCGGUGGAGGACAUGCCUGGACAGUGGUACAAAAAUGGGGAGAGAAUACAACCCACGAGCACCAUCAAGAUCCGGCAGGAAGGGACCAAACAUUUUCUCUUAAUGUGCAAUGUGAAAGCAGAGGACUCUGGAGAGAUCAAGUUUGUCUCCAGACAUAUUCAAUCUGUCGCUUACCUGGAGGUGGAAGAGCUUCCGGUGAACAUCGUGAAACCUCUGCAGGACACCACCGCCGUGGAGGAGAGCCGCGUGCUCCUCGACUGCACCGUGUCCAACCCCCGGUGCAGCAUCCGCUGGUACAAGGGCUGCAACGUCAUCCUGCCCUCCGAGCGCUUCGAGAUCUGCAGCGAGGGCUGCUCCCGGAAGCUGAUCCUCCAGCAGGUGGUGCUCGACGACGAGGGCAUGUACAGCGUGCAGGUCGGGGAGUACUCGUGCUCCGCCAAGCUGACGGUGGAGGCCCUGCCCCUGUCGAUGGUCAGAGAGCUGAAGGACGUGGAGGUCGUGGCCCCUGACGAAGCCCGCUUUGAAUGCGAGGUCUCGAGGUCCGUCCUCAGGGCCCCCGUGUGGAGUCUGAACGGGGAGCCGCUGCAGCAGAGCGCCCGGGUCCUCCUGGAGAAGAUGGACACGGUCCACAGGAUGACCUUCAGGCCGACCUGCCCGGACAUGAGUGGAGAGGUGGAGUUCACCUCCGGAAGACCAGCAGCAGAGCCCAGCUCCGGGUACGGAGUGAUCCCUGAGUGACAUCUUCUAUCCGUCCUCCCCCGAUUGGGUGGAUCUAUCCUACAGCUGUGUUUCAGCUGGAACGUGGACAUCGCUGAUGUAUUGACAAACAGUGCGUCUGUAAAAGUGGUUUAAACAGGGUUGAGAGUGAUUUUCAGGGAGUUUCUUUCAUUAAUGUGCUUUGAAGAAUUUGUCUUCCUGAAAUUUCCGUUCAUAUAAAAAGUUGUCAAAUUGCAGUUUGGAUGUAAAUAAUGACUAACCGUGUUGUGGAGGUUUAAGGCAGUGUGUAUUUACGCCAAUGAAUAUGGGAUUUGAAAGCAGUAGAGAUUAAACCAACAAGAAGUAAAAUGCAUGAUCUGAAAGAUAGGAGAAAGGGAAAGUGAAGAGUUGUAUAUAGACUCCAGUGCAAUCCACCCACAACACAUGGAUACAUGGCAGAGAGUCACAACUACAUCUCUUAACGGCCCACCUCGUGUUUUUCAGGCUGCAUACACACACAUUGAACCUGCGUGUGGCAUAGUGGUAUUUUUUUAUAGAGGAUACAUCAUGCUCAUUUCCAGGCUCACAUUGUACUUUGCGUUUCCACUGGAACGUGCUUCAAUAUUUUUUAAAAAGCAUCAAAUCGAUCGGCUUGCGAGAAAAAUGACACUUUUUUGUUGUUGCAGGUAGUUCUCAAGCCGUAGGAGGAGCUACUCAAAUAUGUUUAUUCCGAAGCGCCUGCAUGGCUUUGAGAAUCAUAUUUUUUAUGAUCUAGGUAGCCCACUAGUUCAGACUUGUUUAACUUACUGCUUACCUGCAGACUACAUGUGCUAGUUAUUAUUAUCUGAUUUGCACAUAUUAUAUUUUCCCCAUAUAUCAGAGCAUGGUUUUGUGACAGUGGUUCAGAUUAUUAGUCUGUUUUCAGUAUUGCCGCAAACAGUCGACGACUCGCAUCAAAUUUAGAUUCUGGAAUAGAUCAUCCAAGCAACGAUUCACUAUAUUGAACUUUUCAGUUAUCUUUUCACAAGUUGUCAAUUGUAUAGAAUUCCCUCUUUUUUUUAAAAACGUUUUGAUAAGUUUGAAUGAAGACAAUCCUGUCUUGCGUCAAGGGGCUUGUAAUGUAAAUACAUUGGGCCAAAAAUCAGGUAAUUUGGGAAAGAAAUAGUUUGAGAAAUUACUUGACGACCUCCAUUGAUAAUCAGGGCGCGCAAGUGUUAUCGUUGCGUGGGUGUUGUGUUUGAACUUAACAGAGAAUGAUAGUCCUGUUCACAUGAAUCGGUUCCAUAUUCCAUUUUUCCAUUUGACUCGUUUCCACCUCUGCCAUGUUGUGCCGCGCGUUCAGGUGGGAAAAAAAAGUACAGUUGUAAAAUAUGACAUGACAAUAAAACAUGCUUUAUUGACGCAAGGUGAAAAUAUC